AUGCUUGUGAGUUACCAUCCGAAGAUCAACAACAAGCAACAUCGCCAAAUGUCGAAUUCUGAAAAAAAAAGUGAUGAAGAAAUUCGUGAAAAACUUCUACAAACAAAUGGUGAUAAUGAUAUAGAUGUUGAUGUUACACUACCAGUUCAAAGUCAGGAAGAAGAUUUAGAUGAUGUAGAACGUAACAUUGGACAUAAUGAUGCUGAACUUGAACAAAAAAAGAAAGAACCACAUAAAGAUGUUAAACGUCAAGACCGAAAUUGGCCAGUGAUAAUCGCAGGAGGAUGUGUGUUUGGUACAAUUGUUACAGCUCUUUUAUUCCGUCUUUUUAGGCACAUAGAAUUUCGUUUACUUAACCAUAAAUACUAA
Messenger RNA from Adineta steineri, 369 nucleotides. The record is from the annotation of a GenBank genome assembly. NCBI's taxonomy places the organism in Eukaryota, Metazoa, Rotifera, Eurotatoria, Adinetida, Adinetidae.